AGUUUUUAACUACAAUAAUCAAUCAUAAAGAAAAAUGGUUUUGCAGAAGGAAUACCUGGAUGUGAUCUUGGUCCCUACUGGUUUGUUUCUCAUGAUUGGUUACCAUCUUUUCCUUCUCUAUAGAAUCAGAAAAUUUCCGCAUACAACCGUCAUCGGCUACGAAAAUCACAACAAAAGAGCAUGGGUUGAAGGAUUGAUGCAGGGCGACUCUGAUAUGAAGGACACCGGUAUAGCGCUGACUGUAAUUGCAAGCAAUAUUGGAGCAGCAACUUACCUAGCCUCUCUUUCAAUUGGCUUGAGUUCACUAAUUGGAGCAUGGGUCGGGAGUUCUUCAAAUAACAUUUUCAUGAGCGAUCUGAUAUAUGGAGACAGGAGAUCAUCCACCAUUUCGAUCAAAGAUGGCAGUGAUAAGAGGAAGCAAUUUCUGGUCUCUUGGACUUCGAGCACUGUACUUCGCCACCACCCUGUUGUUCUGGAUUUUUGGUCCCAUUCCGAUGCUCGCUUCCUCAAUUUUUAUGGUUAUCCUCCUCCACUUUCUUGAUACCAAUUCAACUCCGCUGCA
Messenger RNA from Papaver somniferum (opium poppy), 562 nucleotides. RefSeq lists its product as uncharacterized. The record is from RefSeq and is a predicted model, not a curated record. The coding region runs from base 35 to 541 and encodes 168 amino acids. The transcript has 3 exons. NCBI's taxonomy places the organism in Eukaryota, Viridiplantae, Streptophyta, Magnoliopsida, Ranunculales, Papaveraceae.